Owenia fusiformis is the source of this 2939-nucleotide messenger RNA. The record is from the annotation of a GenBank genome assembly. NCBI's taxonomy places the organism in Eukaryota, Metazoa, Annelida, Polychaeta, Sabellida, Oweniidae.
GUCAGCAGACGACAUUGUUUGGAGGAUACAUGAGUGUCAUAUAUGAAAAACUUUAGUGACAGCACUCACGACGGGAAUCCUAUCCGUUUGCUUGAUCUCGGCUGGAAAUUAUAGGGGCUGACGAGUUAUCAAUUUAGUCACACUACGCCUGCAUAUUUCAUUUGCCUAAUAACCAGUAAACACUACUUAAAAUUGGAUUGUACUAAGCUCAUCUUCUGUAACAUGUGGAUAUUUGGAUUAAUUUCAAAAUACAAUUGAUCUGCUCGAACCGAGUGAACUGCUGUAGAAACUCAUCAGUUAAAACUUCUCAAACAGUGAGCUAGGAUUUGAUACAAUUUCGUGUAAGCCGAGAGAAAAUUUGUCAACACCUUCUCAUUUUGGUUGAUGGAAAAACACGGCGAUAGCGACCACAGACAGAACAUAAACAGAAACUUUGGAAACAAGAAACCAAAAGCAUCAAUUCUCACCGGAUAAGCUUGCGUACAGAGAUAGAUUUAUUCUCGGAUCAAAAGUUGCUAUUUAUGAACGGGAACCUGGAUUGUCUUUCUAGCCAUCUUGACUUUCUUGUCUAUAGACGUAAAUACUCGAGACCAUCACGGACUACAUCCCCAACAACAACACCUUUUGAUGUUAAAAGUGCAGUUUCAUGCUAAAACUCGAAUUUGAUAUACUUUCUUCAGGUAACAAACACACGUUCCAGUAUAUCGGAUUCUCAUUCGGAAACGUUAUAAGUCGUACGAUUUAGUGAACACACAAAGAUGAACAAAAAAUAACCCGCUAGACAACACAUAAAAUUGGAGGGUUUACAUUAGCGAAUGUACAGAGAGCUUUGCGGUGGAUUUAUAUGGUUUAAAAGCUUUUUAUGUUUUAGUUCAAAGACUUGUAAGAAGGUGAGGAGUUAGGGCAUAUAUGAUGAAGCUACGUUCAGGGGCAGUGCUCAUGAUGGGGUUUGCGUUUACCCUGGGUCUUUUCCUUGGGUUAGUACUCCAACUCCCUGGUGUCAGCAUCCACAAUUCCCCUAGUUCACCCCGAUGGAGACCUAUUGACCCAUACAACGCAAAAUUGAAUUAUCAUAAAAGAAACGAUGACCAGCCUUCGGGUAUGUUAUAUUCACGAACCAGUGACAGUGAUAGAUUGAGGUCCGAGGGGUUUGGUUCUAUUGAGCCAUUGGACGCUUUGAAACGUUUGCCACAAAGAGAUUUAUUGGUGAAUAGAGAACGGAGGUCCUGGAGCAGAAAAAAUGUCGAUGACACCUCGGACAAAUUAGAGAAUAAUAGACGGUCAUUUCUGAUUAAUGAGUUUAAACACUCACAAGUUAUUAAAGAUCAAAAUCAGUUAGAGUCACUGGAGAUCUCGUCACCCGCGGAGGGUUUUAACACACAUGAUGUAACCGAUGACGCGUCGGUCAAUAAUUAUGUGAAUAGUGCGGGUAAUAUUGAAAAGGUUGAAGGGGUGAGUGAUGAUGGCCUAGCCAAGGCAGAUAAGUUCAAAGUAGUACAAUAUAUGAAAAUCUAUGGCAGUAAUAAAUUACCCCCCGAGAGAACCAAACAGCAUUCACCCUCCGAACCAAAGAAAAUGCCAUAUAGUGAUAAACUGUCCGACAUUGUGUCUGGAGUAUUAUGGGCGGACGCCAUAGAGCGAAUUAUCCCCGCAGGGUUCAGUAAAGAUGAUACCCUUGCGUGGAGAGCAGUUGUUGCAAAUGGUUCCGUGAGUCGCAUGGUUGAGGGAACCGACUGCGGACGCAUGCAGAACCGCCGGAUAUGGUAUAGUGAUGGACAGAGCGCAUGCGCGAGAUACCGUAUUAAUAUGGAGCAGCUUCAAGGAGAAAUAUUCAGUUUUUAUCUAAGCAGACUCCUAGGUAUAAACCAUGUACCCCCUGCUGUAAUGACAACAGUCGAUUCAAAAAUUGACAAAUGGUCGAACGUCCGAAAUGACAUCGACUCAGCCCAGUGGAGCCGGGAUAAGCCGGUGAUAAUCUCACAGUGGGUGAACAAUUUAACUCCAGCGUUCAUCCCCUCCGAGUUCCAGCACAAUGACUCUAGUCUUAUCCCCGCCAAUCUUCUUACGACUAAGUCCAGCUCAGAGCUUGUUGAACUGGCUCAGUGGUCUGAUCUUGUCAUAUUUGACUACCUAACCGCCAAUGUAGAUAGAGUAGUCAACAAUAUGUUUAAUAGACAGUGGAACCCCGAUAUGAUGCAAAGCCCUGCACAUAACCUAGAAACAUCCACUAAAAAUAACUUUUUAGUUUUUAUAGACAAUGAACUAGGGCUACUUCAUAGUUACAGACUGUUAGAUCGCUAUGAUCAUUUCCACGAACACUUACUGGCGUCCGUUUGCAUUUUUCGGCGACGCACCGUCAAACAAAUUGAAUCUCUCCAUAAACAGAAAAAUAUAGCGCUUCUAUUGCGAACUUUGUUUGAACAGAGUGAAAAGCUGCAUAAUAUGGUGCCAUUUAUUCCAAACAAAAACCUAUCAAUACUGCAAAAUAGAAUAGAUAAAGUUUAUAAACAGAUUCAAAGUUGCAAAACGAAAUAUCACACGUGAGUCACGUGGUGUUAAAUAAUUGUUAUCCCGACGUGGUUGUGUUUCGAAAGUGUUUAUUUUUGUUAUUUAUUGUUGCUUUUUAUUAAAUAUUUAUUGUAUAUUUUGUACACAUCACAUUGUACACAUCGUGCACCUUGCUGUGAGUUCAUUAUAAUAGGCUUUAAAAUAUAAACUCAGAUAAUUGUUAAGCCUAUGAAUCAUAUCUAAACACCAGACAGAGCAUUAGCGUAAUAACGCGCAACUUUUCGUUUUGGAAUUUUGAAAUGUUUUGGUUCGAAAAUAUUUAAUUAGACAUCAAAGUGAGUAUAGAUUCAUAUAAAUCAUGUAAAUGGAAGUGGAGAAAAAUAAAGCACGUUCAAUUAUUUUUUGAAAAAAGUUGAGAUGGAAUAAUCGCG